AUGUCUCCCCGUAAAGAGAAGACCGAUCCCGAGCCCGUCCGCAUCAGCCAAGUCUUGCAUGAUAGAUACGAAAUCAUCAAGAAGUUGGGAUCUGGGCGUUACUCGACUGUCUGGCUAGUGAGAGACCAAGAAGAAGUAUCCUAUAAGGCAGUGAAAAUACUAACCCCAGACUGCUACGAUGGCAACCAUGACCUGUUCGAGUUGGAGAUUUUGAAGCACCUCCGUACAGCAGACCCACACCAUCUGGGCUAUCAGCAUAUUCCGAUUCUGCUGGAUGAUUUUGUUAAUGAGGGGCAACAGGGACGUCAUGUAUGUCUUGUGAUGGAAUUGAUGGCGGUUGAUAUGAAUGGGUUUGCUCUUUUCUUUGAUGAUAUCAAGAAUCCUAAUCACAUUAUGAAGAUUAUUACGAAGCAGCUGCUGUUGGCUUUGGAAUAUGCACAUCGCUCGGGGGUGAUUUAUGCGGACAUCAAACAAGAUAUCAUCAUGAUAAAAGUCCGAGAUCCCACAAUCGUCAACCAAUACCUAAAAGGUAUUCAAUCCAAGACAAACCCAUCCCUAGGCGUGCACAACUUCGACACCCGCUCCGAGCUAUCCGACAUCACCAUCGUGCUUUGCGACUGGGGAUCUGCCAGCUGGGAAGACAAGCAUCUCACCCCCCUAAUACAACCUCUACUUGCUCCGUGCCCCGGAAUCGACAUCUGGAAUCCGAGUGCCCUUCUUCCGGAGCUGUUAGAUGCGGUUCGCAUGUUUGAUGGUAGGGCUGAUGUGACCGGGGGAAAGUAUUACACGAAGCAUCAUCUUGAAGAGAUUGAUGCUUUGUUUGGGCCCUUUCCCUCUGGGAUGUUGGAAGAUGGUGACCAGGUUGUUGUGCAGCAGUUUUCUGAUGGGAAGUGUCAGAAACCAUCUUAG
Molecule: messenger RNA, 909 nt
Organism: Aspergillus ibericus CBS 121593
Lineage: Eukaryota; Fungi; Ascomycota; Eurotiomycetes; Eurotiales; Aspergillaceae
Product: putative serine-threonine protein kinase
Exons: 4
Coding region: 1-909 (302 amino acids)
Biological process (GO): regulation of mRNA processing; protein phosphorylation; spliceosomal complex assembly
Molecular function (GO): ATP binding; protein kinase activity
Source: RefSeq, a predicted model, not a curated record